UCCAACGCCCAGCUGGGCGGGGACUCAGGUGGGGAGUCCCGGAAGAGCCAGAGCCACACGAGAGAAGGAGGGCUUAGGCCGAGGAGCCCAGCGAGGCUAUCGCACACAGAUGGGGAGACCUGCCCUUAUUCCAGUUCCUCUGAGCUGUGUGAUGCCAGCUCCAGGCCUGAAAGGUACAUGGGGUGGGAGAGGGAUCCUGUCCAGGAAGUAGGGUGCAGCCAGGAGACCUUAAGACUGGUAGAUACCCAGGCUAGGCUUUGGAUCAGAAGACAGACAGCACUCUGGUUUUUGGGGUCAUGGCAGGGGCAUACCUCCCUAUCCUGAAUCUGGGAAGUACCCUGAAGGAGCCUGGCAAGUGCCUGGGGGAAGAACAUGGAUUACUUCUGUCCCCAUGGAGGACCUGACUGGGAGGUGUCUCAUUAGCCUGUGGGAGCUGGUGAGCAGCAAGGUUUCCUGAGGCUCAGCAGGUGCUAAAAUGAUUUGCUGUGCAGCACUGAAGACAGUGGGUGUACACCGUAGACAGCCAAAGUGACGGGCCUCGGAGCCAGCCGCCAGCUACAGCCAUUUACCUGGAAACGGUUGGGCAGGGAGCCAGAAUUACCAGGGCAGGCAGGUAAUCAUCCUGAUAGGCCUGAAGCUGCCAAAGGUCACCUUAGACCACUGUGGCUCCAAAUUGGAGGUGGUCCUGCAGUUUGGCAGAGGCAUCCCUUCAGUGUACCACAAUGGGAGAGAUGACCCACUGACAGGUGGCCCUUGGGCACAUGGUUUUUAGAUAGAUGGUGUAAGGAGUAUAGGUAGUCGAUAGGAAUUGAGUUAGGAACACCUUCCGGAACUUGGAUGUUCACAGGGCUACCCUGGGUGGCUACAUAGUAUCGCAAGACCCUAGAUGAUCAGACCUCAAAAGCCAUCCAGACCUUUCAAGAACUGGCCUCUUGAUCUUGAGGUCCUGUGUGGCUCCAAUGGCGGCCUCCCAGCUGGCUGCACUGGAAGGAGAGGGGCUGGAGACUGGUGAGCCAGCCCUGACCAAGGCCAGCCCUGGCUUCUUGUACUCUGAGGGCCAGCGGCUAGCUCUUGAAGAACUGCUGAGCAGUGGGGAAGAGGCCUUCCGGGCCUGCGUGCAGCAGGAGAAGCUGCCCCCCUUUCUGAGUGCAGAUGAGGCUCAGGCCCUGGCUGCAGCUGCUGAAGACUGGACAGUACCAAGCCAGGAGCCAUGUGGCGCAGGCCCAGGGACUGCUAUCACGGAUGGGAAUAUUGGCAGCCUGACCUACUGGCCUGGGCAGUCUGAGGAGCCGGCACCUGUGCUGCGGCUGGGCUGGCCUGAGGACACUUCCUGGAAGGGCAUCACCCGAGCUCAGCUCUACACCCAGCCACCAGGGGAGGGCCAGCCACCUAUUAAAGAGCUGGUACGCCAGGAGAUCCAGGCUGCUCGCAAGUUAGUAGCUGUGGUCAUGGAUGUCUUCACCGACCCUGACCUGCUCACAGACAUGGUGGAUGCUGCCACACGCCGCUGGUUACCUGUCUAUUUACUGCUUGACCGCGAGCAUCUGCCUGCCUUCUUGGCACUAGCCCAGCAGUUAGGGGUGAACCCCUGGACCACUGAGAAUCUGGACAUCCGGACCGUGCAGGGCCACACCUUCCAGAGCCGCAGGCGAAGGCAGGUGAGCGGCCAUGUACGGGAGAAGUUCCUGCUGCUGGACGGUGACAGGGUCAUCUCGGGAUCUUACAGCUUCACGUGGAGUGACUCACGCCUGCAUCGGGGCCUGGUGACCUUGCUCACAGGAGAAAUUGCAGAUGCCUUUAGCCAGGAGUUCCGCAUCCUGUAUGCGGCCUCCAGUCCACUCCCACCGGCGCCAGCUCGAAGCCCCUUGCUCAGCCCUUCUGAGGGGCCACGGCUGCCCCGAAGCCCACACCGUGUGGCCCUGCGCUGUCCUGUGGCCCCUGUGGCCCCAUUGCUGUCUGACAAGCCUUUGGCCCACCGCCUGGCGGCCUGUCACAUCCUUGAGGGGAACAGACAGGAGACCCCCACCACCACAGGGCCUGCUCUCAGUGACAUCUUGAGAAGUGUCCGUACCAGGACAGCCAGUGGUCCCCCAACCAGGCCCAGCCGCUCGCUGUGGGACCUCAGCCGCCUGUCCCAGCUCUCUGGCUCCAGUGAUGGCGACAAUGAGCUCAAGAAGCCCUGGGGCCACAAGGACACCCCAGCCAGGGCCUUGAUGAGGCAGAGGGGCACUGGAGGGGGCCCCAGGGGUGAGAUGGAUUCUCACCCACUAGCCCGGUCACAGCCCUGGAGUGGCCCCCUCCCCGGGAUUCCAGCCCGCCACCUGCGUUACUUAUCUCCAGCCCAAAGGCGCUUGGGAAACAAUGCUACAUCAGACUGGGCCUCUGGCUCAGGCCCUGGAAGGCGCUUCUGAUGGCCAGAUGUGCCUAGCCAGAGCCCCUACCAGACACUGGCUGUGUCUGAGUCCUCUGGCCUGGGGUCUGGGCAGUGGAAAGGACUGGUCUCAAUUGCUCUCGAACUGGGUGAACCCAGUAGAGCUAAGGGCUCGGGCAGAAGGUUCCAGAGCAGUCGAUCUUCCAUAGGACUGCUUCAGAGACAGGCCCGGCUGCCUCACCAUGUGUUGUAGAGAGGGCCGUGCGGCAAGCCCAGAGAAGUACCCACACCCAUGUGUGGGGCAGAGGGUAAACCGAGUCCAGGAGAGGAGUGUUAACAGUGAUGGAGUUUAGGGGGGAGGAACAAGGCUGGAACACAGGGCCCAGAGAGUACUGGGGACAGAGACAUUGGGCGUGUCUGGAGUGUUCUGUGGGAGCUGAUGGGGAGCGGCAGAGCAUUCUCUAUUUCUGGUCAGAUUAAACUCUGACAACACAGACAUGAAUCGCCAUGGUUUCCGCCACCCCUUCCUGACUCCAGACCAUGACAUCCUCCCCAGUUCUCCUUGAGACCCAGGGCUUCCCCCCAACUCCCCUCCCUUAGGUCAGGCCCAGCCUGGCGUCCCUGUUGCGUUCAUGCUCAGCGCAGGCUUCCCCACCCCUUUUAUGCUGUUUUGGUCCCUGAGUAACCCAGGCUGGACAUGAAUUUGCAAUCCUACUGCCUCUGCCUCUGGGAUGAGAAGUGAGUCACACUGACCCUCUGCAGCUCCUUUGCAUCCUGUCUCUGGUGUGUGUGACCGACUGGGUCCUCUGUAUUCCACCCCCACUCUCCCCUCCCGCUCUCCCCUCCCACUUUCCCUCCUCCCCUUCCGCUCUCCCCCUGCCCCCCACUACCCCCUCCCGCUCCCCCUCCCCGCUGUCGCCCAAAAGCGCAGCAAGAAGGAACGGGCAAUCGGAGUGUCA
Myodes glareolus (Bank vole) is the source of this 3330-nucleotide messenger RNA. NCBI's taxonomy places the organism in Eukaryota, Metazoa, Chordata, Mammalia, Rodentia, Cricetidae. The record is from RefSeq and is a predicted model, not a curated record.